Molecule: messenger RNA, 1236 nt
Organism: Puccinia graminis f. sp. tritici CRL 75-36-700-3
Lineage: Eukaryota; Fungi; Basidiomycota; Pucciniomycetes; Pucciniales; Pucciniaceae
Exons: 7
Coding region: 242-931 (229 amino acids)
Biological process (GO): intra-Golgi vesicle-mediated transport; intracellular protein transport; vesicle fusion with Golgi apparatus
Cellular component (GO): ER to Golgi transport vesicle membrane; endoplasmic reticulum membrane; SNARE complex
Molecular function (GO): SNARE binding; SNAP receptor activity
Source: RefSeq, a predicted model, not a curated record
CCCGGCCCGGUCGACUUCACUGCCUCGGUAGAAUGGCGUGAACCGUCUCAACCUCCAACCAACUCAUCACACCCAACUCACUAUCAUCCAAAAACACAACCACCAAUCCAAGUAACAACAAUCAGCUUAGCACAAUCAUCAGUCCGAACCGCAGAACAUUUACGAACAACGAAGACCACACGGGAAGAGACAGGACGUCUGAAAUCUAACCGAGGAUAUAUCACUUUCCAUAUCGCUCAAAAUGGACUCGAUACCUGGCUUGGAACUAUUCAACUCGUAUGAACAAGAGUUCAACGAUCUCGUCAUCAGUAUCCGGAAUGCGCUGAACGUCGAGGCCAAGAACUCGGUCGGUGAACAGAGGAAGGCCGUCUUGAGGAGGGUAGAACGAGACUACGAAGAGGCCGAGGAAAUCUUAUCUCAGAUGGACGUCGAGUUACAGUCCCUCGAUAGAGCGCUCAAGCCGACUGUCAGUCAGAAGCUGAAAUCUUUUAAGAGCGAAUUGGCCGGCUUCAAAUCGCAAAUCAAACAGGCGUAUUCCCAAGCGACGAGUUCGGAGCUCAAUUCAGAUUCUCCUUACCAAGACGACUCCCAUCUGUCGAGCUCGACAAAGGCCCAACAAGCACAACGUGAACGGCUCUUGAAGGCCAACUAUCUCCUCGAAUCGAGCUCCGAUCGCCUCGAUUCUAGCCAGCGUAUCGCCCUCGAAACCGAGGAAUUGGGCUCGGGUAUCUUGCGUGAUCUCAGAGGACAGAGAGAACAGAUCGAAAAUACUCGCGAUACCUUGAGAGAAGCUGAUGGCCAUCUCGAUAAAGCUAGCAACACGCUCAAUAAGAUGAUCCGAAGGAUGUACCAGCAACGUGUGAUUUCAGGAGUGAUCAUUGCAGUCUUGAUUUUACUAAUCUUAUUUAUAUUAUACUCCAAAUUCAAAUAAUAUUAAGAAACAACUCCAGUCUGUACUUUUUAGGGUGUUAUUUAGGACUUCUAUAUACAUCUUUUGAGCUUAUCUUGACUCACCACAUAGGUAUCUUCAUUCUACACCCAGGCACACACAUAAUCACAGGUUACACAGGAACAAAUACCUGCAAAAGUUAGCCUGGUUUGUGAUGUGAUUUACAUCUGAUUUUGUUGUAUUUUUUAAUUACAUUGUUUUUUUUUGAAUUGGUUCUCAUUCUCCAUCAGCAAGUAACUUGCAAUGUCCUCUCUCUCUCAAAAGAAACUUGAAAAACUUUUUCUUUU